AUCAUUGUCUGUUUUGCUGGGAAGAAGAGAGCAGGAUGGCCAACUUUACUCUUGCAAACACCACCGUUCCCUCACCUUUUGACAACCUUACUGCACUUCGAUCCAAGUUUGUAGCUGUUGGCCUUAACAACAACACUGAUUUAGUUGCAUUAUCAGUGCUCAUACAUUUGGGCGUGCUCAUCGCUUCGCAUUCAUGGAAAGACUAUCAAAUAGUGAAACCACCCGGGACAAGACAUACGCAGCAACACUACAGGUAUUGUGCAACGGUAAUGGGACCAUCCUGGCAGAUCUUGAUCCCACCAUACCCAACACGUUUGACAGCAACCACCUCUCCAACCUUCAGCAGCAAAUGUGCCUGCUCCAGAGUAAUCAGGCGCAGUUCUCAGCAGGGGCGGAUACCAAAGACAUUGUUAACAGGUUGGUUAAACAGACUGCUUUCUUUGAAGCUUUUUGUCAAGUACACCAUCAGAAUGGGUAAUCUCAGCUCCGUCCCGGGGGCCCAAGCAAGAGGUGAGAUUGAAAUGCAGGGUGGUUAACAACAAACAACAAAAACUCCACCAUAUCAAGAACUGCUAAAUCCAAUGCUGCUCUUGUUAGCUCCAUUUAAAUUGAUUAGCCAAGCUUACAUGUACCAAGAAGAGUUUAUGGAUGAGUUAUUUACCGUAUUUAAGGUUGUUGUGUAAAUAUAAUUAUUCAAGUGUU
Rubroshorea leprosula is the source of this 702-nucleotide messenger RNA. NCBI's taxonomy places the organism in Eukaryota, Viridiplantae, Streptophyta, Magnoliopsida, Malvales, Dipterocarpaceae. The record is from the annotation of a GenBank genome assembly.